GAAAGACAGCUUUGACUACCGUGGAAUAAUACAUACCACCCUCACGCCUCAUUUUAUUUUCCUUUUAUUAUUUUUCCGGUUUGCGUUAGGGUUUCCCGUCUUCCGUUGUCUCGUUCCCAUUUGACGAGCAGAUCGGGGACUCACGGCCCCGGAAUCGAUUCCGGUCGCCGGAUCCGAUCCUGAUCGUGCGUUUAGUUGGUCGUCCGUCUUGUGGAACUUCUCUCCGCCCGCGAUGUUCCUGAUAGAUUGGUUCUACGGAGUCCUCGCCUCUCUGGGUCUGUGGCAGAAGGAGGCCAAGAUCUUGUUCUUGGGCCUUGACAAUGCCGGCAAGACCACGCUGCUCCAUAUGCUCAAGGACGAGAGAUUGGUCCAGCACCAGCCGACGCAGCACCCCACGUCGGAGGAGCUGAGCAUCGGGAAAAUCAAGUUCAAGGCUUUUGAUCUGGGAGGGCACCAGAUUGCACGACGUGUCUGGAAGGAUUACUAUGCUAAGGUGGAUGCGGUGGUAUAUCUGGUGGAUGCAUAUGACAAGGAGAGAUUAGCAGAGUCAAAGAAGGAACUGGAUGCACUUUUAUCAGAUGAUGCCCUGGUCAAUGUCCCGUUCCUCAUUCUAGGGAACAAGAUUGACAUUCCAUAUGCAGCAUCAGAGGAAGAGCUAUGCUUCCACCUAGGUCUGAACAACUUUGCAACCGGCAAGGGCAAGGUGAACCUAACAGACUCCAAUGUCCGCCCCAUUGAGAUCUUCAUGUGCAGCAUCGUACGUAAGAUGGGUUAUGGUGAUGGUUUCAAGUGGCUUUCCCAGUACAUCAAGUAGGGUCGAGUCUUUGGCGUCUCAUGGCCUGAGAUCGUAUAUGGAAACUUAAAAACUUUGCAAGCCAAAUGAUCCUCGUUGGUCUGUCAGUUUUGAUAUGGAACUCCUUUGGUUCUCUCAUAGUGGGUCGGUCCAUGGAAAUUUUGAUUUGCAACAUUAAAAUCCGAUCGGAGUCUGGGUUUCGAUUGAGGCAGGCUGCUCAUGCCUUUCAUCCAGAUAUGUCCAUUUGUUUCGUGGAGCACUUAAAAGAGGUUUCAGAGGUUUUGCUUA
Musa acuminata AAA Group (dessert banana) is the source of this 1081-nucleotide messenger RNA. RefSeq names its product GTP-binding protein SAR1A-like. The record is from RefSeq and is a predicted model, not a curated record. NCBI's taxonomy places the organism in Eukaryota, Viridiplantae, Streptophyta, Magnoliopsida, Zingiberales, Musaceae. Gene Ontology annotation, molecular function: GTP binding; GTPase activity. Gene Ontology annotation, biological process: membrane organization; intracellular protein transport; endoplasmic reticulum to Golgi vesicle-mediated transport. The transcript is spliced from 3 exons. The coding region runs from base 233 to 814 and encodes 193 amino acids. Gene Ontology annotation, cellular component: COPII vesicle coat; endoplasmic reticulum exit site.